Messenger RNA from Ziziphus jujuba (common jujube), 1170 nucleotides. RefSeq lists its product as uncharacterized. Gene Ontology annotation, molecular function: 8-oxo-7,8-dihydroguanine DNA N-glycosylase activity. Lineage: Eukaryota; Viridiplantae; Streptophyta; Magnoliopsida; Rosales; Rhamnaceae. The transcript has 6 exons. Bases 1 to 1170 code for a protein of 389 amino acids. Gene Ontology annotation, biological process: base-excision repair, AP site formation; base-excision repair. The record is from RefSeq and is a predicted model, not a curated record. Gene Ontology annotation, cellular component: nucleus.
AUGGAAUUGGGAGAGUGCAAAUCGACGUUUAAUCUGGAGAAAGCAGUGUGCAAUCAUGGUUUCUUCAUGAUGGCUCCAAACAAUUGGAUUCCCUCCACCAAAACGCUGCAGCGUCCACUUCGACUCUCCGACGACACCACAUCCACUGUCGUUUCCAUUUCCCAUCCUCCCUGCCACUCCUUUCUCCUCCUCAAAAUCCUUCUUCAUUCUCAAUUCCCUCCUUCUUCACCAGAUCGCCAUGCUAUACUGGCACAAGUGGGUCGAAUGUUGAGAAUAUCAGAAAGGGACGAAAGAGAUGUGAGGGAGUUUCAGAAAGCAUGUCCGAAAGCAAAAGCGAGAGGUUUCGGUCGACUUUUCCGUUCACCUUCUAUCUUUGAAGAUGCCGUCAAGUCCAUCCUCCUUUGCAAUUGCACGUGGUCAAAGUCAUUGCAAAUGGCUCAAGCUCUCUGUGAGCUUCAAUUUGAAUUGACAAAUACUCGCAAAGGCAAAGGUAAAAGGAAACGAGGAAAAAGUAGUACUCCAAUACAAGCUGAAGUUAGAAUGGGCAAUUUUCCAACUUCAAAAGAACUAGCCAGUCUUGAUGAAAGUUAUUUACGCGAAAAGUAUCCAGUUUUAGGAUACAGAGCAAAAUACAUUCUACAACUUGCAAAAAAUGUUGAAUCUGGUCGAGUUUCGCUUGAAGAAAUGGAGGAAACUAUGAACAAGGAACCCUAUGAUUACGAGCGAGUGUACCAAGAAUUGAGUCAUCUGAAUGGUUUUGGUCCCUAUACAUGUGCCAAUGUUUUCAUGUGCAUUGGAAACUAUCAAAGUGUUCCAGUAGACACAGAAACUAUAAGACAUAUACAACAGGUGCAUGGAAGGAAAACUUGCGACAAGAAAACAGUUAAGAAACAAGUUGAAGAAAUUUAUGACAAAUUUGCACCAUUCCAGUGCUUGGCAUAUUGGAUGGAACUGUUGGACUCCUACGAAGAUAAAUUUGGAAAGCUAAGUGAGUUGUCCAAAUCUAGCUAUUCAAUACUGAGUGGUUUUGAGGGUUUGGGUUCUCUCUCAUCACUCUUCAUUGUAGAAGAUUUUGAUUGCAUUGCAACUCAGAUGUUCAUAUAUUCAAAGAGAUACUUUGAAGGAAGUGCAGAAGAAAGUAUAUUUCUUGGUGUACGCUUGAGUAAUUGA